CCGAGCUCGGUGCCUUUCGGCGGUGUCGGCGGCGGGCGGCGAGAGCGGCUGGAAGGGCGGCGGGGCGGCGGCAGGAGGCAGGAGCGCGGCGAGCGCGGCGGGCGGAGAAUGGCGGGGAGGCGGCGGCAGAGGCGCGGGCCGGGCGGCGGGCGAGCGCUGCUGGCCGCGGUGCUGCUGUGCGUGUGCUGCCGGGCGGCGGCCGAGCGGGUCCGCUACGCCAUCGCCGAGGAGCUGGGCAGAGGCUCGCUCGUGGGGCCGCUGGCGCGGGACCUGGGGCUCAGCGCCGACGAGCUGCCGGCGCGCAAGCUGCAGGUGGCGUCUGCCGGCAAGAAGCAGCUGAAAUACUUCACGGUGGAUGAGGAGAACGGGAACCUGUACGUGAACGAGAGGCUGGACCGGGAGGAGAUGUGCGGCGACUCGGCGACCUGCUCCGUCAGCUUCGAGGCGCUGGUGCACAAUCCGCUGAACAUCUUCCGCGUCGAGGUGUCCAUUGAGGACGUGAAUGACAACUCCCCAGUUUUCAGCAAAGCUGUUCUGGACCUCGAGAUUGGUGAAUGGACGCUUCCCGGUGCUCGUUUUCCCCUGGAAAUGGCCCGAGAUAUGGAUGUGGGCAGAAACUCUCUUUUGUUUUACCAACUCACCAGCAACCCGUUCUUCACUUUGGCCAUGAAGGAGAGCACUGGUGGAAAAAAACAGCCCGAAUUGGUGCUGGAGACAGCAUUGGACCGGGAGAAGCAGAGUUCCUUCGAGCUGGUGCUGACGGCUGUGGACGGUGGGGAGCCCUCGAGAUCCGGGACUGUCCAGAUUCUGGUUAACAUCACCGACGCAAACGACAACCCGCCCGAGUUCAGCAAAAGGGUCUACGAGGCGCGAGUGGCAGAGAAUCUGCCGGCGGGGUCUCUGGUGCUGCGGGUGCAGGCGAAGGAUGCGGACGCGGGCGCUAACGGGAGAGUCUUUUAUUCCUUCGGCAACGUCGCGGAGAGCAUCCGCUCGCUGUUCACUAUUGACAGUGAGAGUGGCGAGGUGAGGACGGCGGGUCCCCUCGAUUUCGAGGAACAGAGUAAAUACAGCUUUCGGCUGGAGGCGAGGGACGGUGGAGGGCUCACCGAUCACUGCGAAGUUCAGAUCGAUAUCACGGACGAGAAUGACAACGCCCCGGAGAUCACGAUUCUUUCACUCUCGAGUCCCGUACCUGAGGACGCGCCGGUCGGCACCGUGGUGGCUGUGCUGAACGUGAACGACCCGGACUCGGGCGAGAACGGUCAGGUGUCGUGCGAGUUGUCGGGCGAGGCGCCGCUGUCGCUGGUGGCGUCGUCGGGCGGCUCGUACAAGGUGGUGACGGCGAGCGCGCUGGACCGCGAGCAGGCGUGCGAGCACCGCGUGACGGUGGUGGCCCGGGACCGGGGCAGGCCGGCGCUGCGGAGCAGCAGGGAGCUGGUGCUGGAGGUGUCGGACGUGAACGACAACGCGCCGGUGUUCGAGGAGGCGGCGUACAGCGCGUACGUGGCGGAGAACAACGCGGCGGGCGCGCUGGUGCUGCGCGUGCAGGCGCGGGACGCGGACGCGGGCGCCAACGGGCGCGUGAGCUACUGGCUGGCGGGCGGCAGCGCGGGCGCGGCGGGCGCGGCGCCGCUCGUGUCGGUGGAGGCGCGGAGCGGCGCGCUGUACGCGCAGCGCUCCUUGGACUACGAGCGGUGCCGCGAGUUCGCGGUGGCCGUGCGGGCGCAGGACGGCGGCUCGCCGGCGCGCAGCUCCACGGCCACGGUGCGCGUCUUCGUGCUGGACCGCAACGACAACGCGCCCAGGGUGCUGUGGCCGGCGGCGGCGGCGGCGGCGGCGGCGGGAGAGGCGGCGGGAGGGGCGGCGGCGCCUUUCGAGGUGGUGCCGCGCUCGGCCGAGGCCGGCUACCUGGUGGCCAAGGUGGUGGCGGUGGACGCGGACGCGGGGCGCAACGCGUGGCUGUCGUACGAGCUGGUGGCGGCGUCGGAGCCGGCGCUGUUCCGCGUGGGGCUGCACAGCGGCGAGGUGCGCACGGCGCGCGCCGUGUCCGAGCGGGACGCGGCCAAGCAGCGUGUGGUGGCCGUGGUGAAGGACCACGGGCAGCCGGCGCUGUCGGCCACGGCCACGCUGCACGUGGUGCUGGCCGAGAGCUUGCAGGAGGCGCUGCCGGAGCUGAGCGAGCGGCCGGCGGGCGCCGAGGCGGCGGCGGCGGCCGAGCUGCAGUUCUACCUGGUGCUGGCGCUGGCGCUGCUGUCGGCGCUCUUGGUGCUGAGCGUGGCGCUGGCCGUGCUGGCGCGGCUGCGCCGGGCCGGGCCGCCCGCCGUGCUGCGCUGCCUGGGCGCAGCGCUUCUCUCGCUGGCCGGCGCCGCCUUCCCGGCCGACUUCUGCGAGGGCACCUUGCCCUACUCCUACAACCUGUGCGUGGCGCCGCCGGCCCGCGCCCCGCCCGAGGCCGCUUGGCCGCCGCCGCCGCCGGUGCCCAUCCUGUCGGCGGAGGAGCUUCUGGGCGGGGAUUCCUGCGACAAGCCGAGCCUGAGCUGCAGCGCCGUUGUGGGGGAGGUGCCCGCCGAGCCUGACGCAGCUCAGUACCGUGCCGGCGGUGCCGCGGCGGCGAUGUGCGCGGCGGGGAGGCGCUGGGGCCGGCGGCAGCGAGCUCUGCUCUGGGCCGUGCUGCUGGCAGCGUGGGAGGCGGCGUGGGGGCAGCUGCGCUACUCGGUGCCCGAGGAGAUGCCCAAGGGCUCCUUCGUGGGCGACGUGGCCAAGGACCUGGGGCUGCAGCUGCCGGAGAUCAGCGACCGCGGCGUUCGCAUUGUAGAAAGAGGUCGGACGCAGUAUUUCGCUGUGCACGGGAAGACGGGACAUUUAGUGACGGCGGAGAGGAUCGACAGAGAGCAGCUGUGCGAGAAUGUGCAGCAAUGCGUGCUGCGCUGUGAGCUGAUAGUGGAGGGGGAAAUGAAGUUUUAUGAAAUAGAGGUGGAAAUCGCAGACAUUAACGACAACGCGCCCAGCUUCAAGGACAUUGAGCUGGAACUGAAAAUGAGCGAAACCACAGCUCCAGGGUCACGGUUUCCCCUGCCCGACGCUCACGACCCAGACUCGGGCCGGAAUUCCCUGCAGAGCUACGAGCUGAGCGGUGACGAGCACUUCUCGCUGGCCGUGCAGGCGGGCCCCGGCGGCGAUCAGCGUCCCGAGCUGGUGCUGGCGAAGGCGCUGGACCGGGAGGAAGCGGCGUUUCACGAGCUGGUGCUGCGGGCGAUGGACGGCGGCGAUCCGGCCCGGACGGGCACGGCUCGGAUCCGCGUAACCGUGCUGGACGCGAACGACAACGCGCCGGUGUUCAGCCAGGCGGAGUACACGGUGCGUGUGCCCGAGGACGUGCCCGUGGGCUCCAUCCUCGUCACUGUCACGGCCACCGACGCCGACGAGGGCCUGAACGGACACGUGAAAUACAGUUUUCAUAGAAUUUCAAAAAGGGCAUCCGAACUUUUUGACCUUGAAUCUAGGACAGGAGAAAUAACCCUUAAGGAGAACUUGGACUUCGAAGAAAUUUCCACAUUUGAAAUGGAGCUGCAGGCACGGGACGGGGGAGAGCUAUUCGACACAGCCAAAGUCACAAUCUCCGUCACAGACGUCAACGACAAUGCCCCUGAACUGACCGUAUCGUCUGCAUUGACUGAGAUCACUGAAGACGCCCCGUCGGGGACGGUGGUUGCCCUGCUGCACGUAAAUGAUGUAGACUCGGGGGCCAACGGUGAGGUGCGCUGCUCACUCGAUGGGGGCGUCCCGUUCCGGCUUCAAAGGUCGCAGGGCAAUUACUACCGCGUGGUGACGGCGGGAGAGCUGGACCGGGAGCAGGUGUCGGAGUACAACGUGACGGUGCGGGCGGCCGACGGCGGGCGGCCGGCGCUGCAGAGCAGCGCGGUGCUGGCGCUGCGGGUGCUGGACGUGAACGACAACGCGCCGGUGUUCGCGGAGGAGCGCUACAGCGCGCGGCUGGCGGAGAACAACGCGGCGGGCGCGCUGGUGCUGACGGUGCGCGCCACGGACGCGGACUGGGGGCAGAACGCGCGCGUGCGCUACCGGCUGGCGGAGGGGCGGGUGCGGGGCGCGCCGCUGUCGUCGUACGUGUCGGUGCAGGCGGAGACGGGCGCGCUGUACGCGCUGCGCUCCUUGGACUACGAGCAGCUGCGCGAGCUGCAGCUGUGGGUGCGUGCGGAGGACGGCGGCGCGCCGGCGCUCGGCAGCAACGUGUCGGUGCGGCUGGAGGUGCUGGACGAGAACGACAACGCGCCGCAGGUGCUGUACCCGCCGGCGGCCGCGGCGCUGGGCUCGGGCGCCGCGUGGUCGGGCGUGGAGCUGGCGCCGCGGCGCUCGGAGGCCGGCGCGCUGGUGGCCAAGGUGGUGGCGGUGGACGCGGACGCGGGGCAGAACGCGUGGCUGUCCUACGAGCUGGCCAAGGCCACGGAGCCGGGGCUGUUCCGCGUGGGGCUGCACAGCGGCGAGGUGCGCACGGCGCGCUCGCCGCUGGCCCGCGACGCGGCGCGCCACAGCCUGGUGGUGCUGGUGCGGGACCACGGGCGGCCGGCGCUGUCGGCCACGGCCACGCUGAGCGUGGUGCUGGCCGAGAGCGUGGCCGAGCUGCUGGCCGAGCUGGGCAGCGCGGCCGACGAGGCGGCGGCGCCGGGCGAGCCGGCCGCCAGCCUGACGCGCUGGCUCGUGCUGGCCGUGGCCGCCGUGUCGUGCCUCUUCGUGGCCUUCCUGCUGCUGCUGCUGGCGCUGCGCCUGCGCCGCUGCCACCGCCGCCAGCUGCUGCCGCCGGACGGCGGCGCCUUGCGCGGCGUGCCCGUUCCCUACUCGCACGACGUGUCGCUCACGGCCGACUCGCGCAAGAGCCAGCUGCGCCUCUCGGCCGCCGCCUGCUGCGACACCCUCCCGGCCCGGCCGCCGCCCGACGAGCCCGCGCCGCUGCUCGGGGACGAGGAUCUUGCCGGCGCCCUCCCCGCGGAUCCCGCCCCUCCCUCGGCCGCGCCCAAAGCCGGGCCCCGCCGAGCGCGGCCAUCGGGCGGCUGCAGCGGCGCGGCGGCGCCUCCGGGUGUCGCUGUUGGCCGCCGCCGAGCGGCGCUGGAGCCGCCGCCGCCGCCGCCGCAGCGUCCUGCCCCCGCAGGCUGCUCGCUCGCCCGGCGCCGGCCACAGCGGCAGCGGCCGCGGCCGCAGCAGCGAGAGGCGGCGAGAGGCGGCGAGAGGCGGCGCGCCGAGCUCGGUGCCUUUCGGCGGUGUCGGCGGCGGGCGGCGAGAGCGGCUGGAAGGGCGGCGGGGCGGCGGCAGGAGGCAGGAGCGCGGCGAGCGCGGCGGGCGGAGAAUGGCGGGGAGGCGGCGGCAGAGGCGCGGGCCGGGCGGCGGCGAGCGCUGCUGGCCGCGGUGCUGCUGUGCGUGUGCUGCCGGGCGGCGGCCGAGCGGGUCCGCUACGCCAUCGCCGAGGAGCUGGGCAGAGGCUCGCUCGUGGGGCCGCUGGCGCGGGACCUGGGGCUCAGCGCCGACGAGCUGCCGGCGCGCAAACUGCAGGUGGCGUCUGCCGGCAAGAAGCAGCUGAAAUACUUCACGGUGGAUGAGGAGAACGGGAACCUGUACGUGAACGAGAGGCUGGACCGGGAGGAGAUGUGCGGCGACUCGGCGACCUGCUCCGUCAGCUUCGAGGCGCUGGUGCACAACCCGCUGAACGUCUUCCACGUCGACGUGGCUAUUGAGGAUGUGAAUGACAAUUCCCCGGUCUUCAGCAAGGCUGCUCUGGAACUGGAAAUCACAGAAUUGACGCUUCCCGGUGCUCGUUUUCCACUGGAGACGGCACGAGACGCUGAUGUGGGAAGGAAUUCGCUGUUGACUUACCAACUAACCAGCAGCCCGUCCUUCUCACUGGCCUUAAAAGAGAGCCCUGACGGAGGCAAGCAACCAGAAUUGGUGCUGGACAGAGCCUUGGACCGGGAGAAGCAGAGUUCCUUUGAGCUGGUGUUGACGGCAGUGGACGGUGGGGAACCUGCGAGAUCCGGGACUGUCCAGGUUCUCAUCAACGUCACAGACGCCAAUGACAACCCACCCGUGUUCAGCAAAAGCGUCUACGAGGCGCGAGUGGCAGAGAAUUUACCAGCAGGGUCACUGGUACUGCAGGUUCAGGCGAAGGAUGCAGACGCUGGCACAAACGGGCAGGUGUCCUACUCCUUCGGCAAUGUCCCUGACGCUAUCAGUGCGUUGUUCACUGUCGAACGGGAAACUGGGGAGGUGAGGACGGCGGGUCCCCUCGAUUUCGAGGAGAAGAGCAAAUACAUCUUUGGCCUGGAGGCGAGGGAUGGCGGGGGUUUGGUAUCACACUGCAAGGUGCAGAUCGACAUCAUAGACGAGAACGACAACGCGCCCGAGAUCACGAUUCUUUCACUCUCGAGUCCCGUGCCCGAGGACGCUCCGGUCGGCACCGUGGUGGCCGUGCUGAACGUGAACGAUCCUGAUUCGGGCGAGAACGGUCAGGUGUCGUGCGAGCUGUCGGGCGAGGCGCCGCUGUCGCUGGUGGCGUCGUCGGGCGGCUCGUACAAGGUGGUGACGGCGAGCGCGCUGGACCGCGAGCAGGCGAGCGAGCACCGCGUGACGGUGGUGGCCCGGGACCGGGGCAGGCCGGCGCUGCGGAGCAGCAGGGAGCUGGUGCUGGAGGUGUCGGACGUGAACGACAACGCGCCGGUGUUCGAGGAGGCGGCGUACAGCGCGUACGUGGCGGAGAACAACGCGGCGGGCGCGCUGGUGCUGCGCGUGCAGGCGCGGGACGCGGACGCGGGCGCCAACGGGCGCGUGAGCUACUGGCUGGCGGGCGGCAGCGCGGGCGCGGCGGGCGCGGCGCCGCUCGUGUCGGUGGAGGCGCGGAGCGGCGCGCUGUACGCGCAGCGCUCCUUGGACUACGAGCGGUGCCGCGAGUUCGCGGUGGCCGUGCGGGCGCAGGACGGCGGCUCGCCGGCGCGCAGCUCCACGGCCACGGUGCGCGUCUUCGUGCUGGACCGCAACGACAACGCGCCCAGGGUGCUGUGGCCGGCGGCGGCGGCGGCGGCGGCGGGAGAGGCGGCGGGAGGGGCGGCGGCGCCUUUCGAGGUGGUGCCGCGCUCGGCCGAGGCCGGCUACCUGGUGGCCAAGGUGGUGGCGGUGGACGCGGACGCGGGGCGCAACGCGUGGCUGUCGUACGAGCUGGUGGCGGCGUCGGAGCCGGCGCUGUUCCGCGUGGGGCUGCACAGCGGCGAGGUGCGCACGGCGCGCGCCGUGUCCGAGCGGGACGCGGCCAAGCAGCGUGUGGUGGCCGUGGUGAAGGACCACGGGCAGCCGGCGCUGUCGGCCACGGCCACGCUGCACGUGGUGCUGGCCGAGAGCUUGCAGGAGGCGCUGCCGGAGCUGAGCGAGCGGCCGGCGGGCGCCGAGGCGGCGGCGGCGGCGGCGGCCGAGCUGCAGUUCUACCUGGUGCUGGCGCUGGCGCUGCUGUCGGCGCUCUUGGUGCUGAGCGUGGCGCUGGCCGUGCUGGCGCGGCUGCGCCGGGCCGGGCCGCCCGCCGUGCUGCGCUGCCUGGGCGCGCAGCGCUUCUCGCUGGCCGGCGCCGCCUUCCCGGCCGACUUCUGCGAGGGCACCUUGCCCUACUCCUACAACCUGUGCGUGGCGCCGCCGGCCCGCGCCCCGCCCGAGGCCGCUUGGCCGCCGCCGCCGGUGCCCAUCCUGUCGGCGGAGGAGCUUCUGGCCGGGGAUUCCUGCGACAAGCCGAGCCUGAGCAGCAGCGCCCUGACGGGAGAGCCGCCGGCCGACCCGGAUGCACCGCAGGUGAUAGCCUGGAGGAUGGAAGCAGAGAGCGGCUGGAGAAAUGCGGAGGCAGGAGAUCGGCGCUGGACGAAAAGCGACAUGUCCGUGGCGCCUGUCGCCUGUGCGGAGCAAGGCAGGGCGGGCAGCGCCGGGCAGCGCUCGGUGCCUGCAGUGCCGGGAGGAGGCUGCGGGCGCCGCUGUUGA
This is a messenger RNA of Motacilla alba alba, 8019 nucleotides long. RefSeq lists its product as uncharacterized. NCBI's taxonomy places the organism in Eukaryota, Metazoa, Chordata, Aves, Passeriformes, Motacillidae. Gene Ontology annotation, cellular component: plasma membrane. The record is from RefSeq and is a predicted model, not a curated record. Gene Ontology annotation, molecular function: calcium ion binding. Gene Ontology annotation, biological process: homophilic cell-cell adhesion.